Messenger RNA from Amaranthus tricolor (Joseph's coat), 3871 nucleotides. RefSeq lists its product as uncharacterized. Gene Ontology annotation, molecular function: cysteine-type deubiquitinase activity. The transcript has 15 exons. The record is from RefSeq and is a predicted model, not a curated record. Gene Ontology annotation, biological process: protein deubiquitination. The coding region runs from base 238 to 2820 and encodes 860 amino acids. NCBI's taxonomy places the organism in Eukaryota, Viridiplantae, Streptophyta, Magnoliopsida, Caryophyllales, Amaranthaceae.
GUAAUCUCGCUUAGUGAAGAUGCAUCGUCUCUAUUAUUAGAUGAAAGAUUAUUGGAUUCUGAAGACACGAGAACUGGAGGGGGUUCAGGAUAUCCUGCCGGCGUCUUUGUGAAGGAUGCUCUAUCUGGUUUUGAUUCUUUUUUGUCAUGGAUAUAUGGUUGCUGUUUUAGUGCAGAAGUAGCGACCUGGUGUAGGCUCAGAGAAGUAAAACCACAGGAAGGAAGGGAAUUACUGCAGAUGCUUGAGAAGGAAUUCGGCCAUCUUCAGAGCCUAUGUGAAAGGAAAUACGGGCAUAUGGAAUAUGAAGAAGCUUUGCAGGGAUUGGAGGAGCUUUGUAUAGAAGAAAGCAAGAAAAAGGAGCACAUCACUGAACAUUCUUAUCACCCCUAUGUAACACUGCUCAGGAAACGCAGAGAUGAGCUUGUUGAAGGUACAAACGAAAGAUUGUUUGUCAGCAAUAGGUUGGAGCAUGAUGCCAUCUCGAGUGUCUUGAAGGAAGCUGAAAAACUCUAUGCUAAUCAUUUUGGAUAUCAGGAUACCCAUGCUUUGGAUACAAAUGACUUGGAUGCUGGUGAAGAGGAUCGGAGAUCGAAGGGUUAUUUACAUCAGGUGGACACAUACAUUAAGCUUGCUAUUCGAGGACAAAAGGAACAGAUGUCUACAGAGUUGUGCAAAAUUGAUGCAAGAAUUUUGCGAAAUCUUGCCAAUAUGAAGCAUCUGAAGCUCAAGCUUGAACACGCUGCUGCUCUUAAUUAUCAUCUUAUAAUAUUGCCGCUUGUAAAGUCAUUCAUGCGGGCACACAUAGAAGAUCUAGUGGAAAAAGAUGCUAUCGAGAAAUCUGAUGCAGCAAGAGAAGCAUUUUUGGCAGAGCUUGAUCUUGAUUCUAAGAAAGGCGCUGGAAGUGGAAAUGAUAGCUUCAAACAAAUGAAGGAUAAAAUGAAAGACAAGAAAAAAAGUAAAGAUCUUAAGAGACACAAUUACAUAAAAAUUGGUAGCCUUAAAGUGCCACUUGAGCCUUCUGAACAAUUUUUUCCUGCAGCUGCCACUGAUAUUGAUCGUGUGGAUUCUGACUUGGUGGCUUCUGAAAUUGGUGACAACCUCAAAGAACUUGAGGACUAUCAAAGAAAGAUUGAGUAUGAGGCAGUGGGGCGGCAGCUUGAUGAACGCUUAGAACAUCAGAUACGGUUGGAGAAUGAGGCAAAACAGAAGUUUCUUGAUGAGCAGCAUAGAAGAAAUGCUAUUGCAAGUUUUCAAGAUGUUGAGAAGUGCUUCAGUGCUGUUUCUUUCGAGCCUAGCAUCUCCGUAGCUGUAAACUGUAAGCAAAAUGUUUGUGCGGAAGAUGUUGAUGGUCAGGAUAGCAACCUGAGGGAGGGCAAUAACAGUGUUGGUAACUCGAAUGACAGGGGCGAUAGAACUGCGAGCAACUAUCUUAAACUAGGAUCAUCUGAUGGAGAAAUUUCAAAUAGAGUUUUCCGGUCAAAACGACGUACAAAAAGGAAAGGGAAGCAGGGUGGUUCCACAAAACUAUCAGAGGGAAGGUAUCAAGCUGUUUCUAAUGUGAAGGAAAAUGUAAAAUUCGUAAAUUCAUCUUCUAAAGUAAAGGAAAAUGACCAAGUCUGGAAUCAAGAUGGCUGUUUUCAUCACAGCGCAUUUAGGAUUUCAGAUGGUAACCCUAACUCUGCUGUCCAGUUCCGUGAGAGGAUGCCUUUGGUUCCAAAUUCAAGGAUGACACAAUCAAGCUUGCAAAAUGCAGAUACUCAGGAAGCUGAAGCUGGUGGCGUGAUCAGCAUAAAUGUUAAAGAAUCAAAUGUAUUUGGUGCGGGACUGCAGAAUGCAAUUGGUGAAUACAAUUGUUUCUUAACUGUUAUCAUCCAGUCCUUGUGGCAUCUACGGCAAUUUCGGGAAGAGUUUUUGAGGAUAUCACCGUCCGAGCAUGUUCAUGUAGGAGAUCCUUGUGUUGUUUGUGAGUUAUUUGAGAUCUUAACAGCAUUAUGUGUGGAAUCUGGAGAUGCAAAAUAUGAACCGGUGUCUCCUACCAAUUUAAGGAUUGCUUUAAGCAAUUUAUAUCCAGAAAGUAAUUUUUUCCAGGAGGGCCAAAGGAAUGAUGCUUCUGAAGUUCUUGCAGUAAUAUUUGAAUGCCUGCAUCAGUCAUUUACCUCUAGUUCAGGUGUUUCUAACUUGUCAGUUGAAAACACUUGCUUGGGGUCUUGGGAUUGUUACAGCCCUUCUUGUAUAGCACAUACUCUUUUCGGAAUGGACAUCUUUGAACGAAUGAAUUGCUAUAAUUGUGGUCUGGAGUCCCGGAAUAUGAAGUACACUUCAUUUUUUCAUAAUAUCAAUGCCAGUGCUCUGCGAACAAUGAAGGUAACGUGUGCAGAAAAAUCAUUUGAUGAGCUGGUAAAUUUAGUUGAAAUGAAUCAUCGGUUAGCUUGUGACCUUGAAAAUGGUGGAUGUGGUGAAUCUAACCAUAUUCAUCACAUCCUUUCAAAUUCUCCUCACAUAUUUACAACAGUUCUUGGCUGGCAAAAUACAUACGAGAGCAUAGAUGACAUUAAAGCAACAGUGGCAGCUUUGGCUACUGAGAUAGACAUCAAUGUACUUUACCAUGGUGUUGAUCCCAAGAAUGUGCAUCGACUGGUGUCUGUGGUUUGUUAUUACGGUCAACAUUACCAUUGCUUUGCUUAUAGUCUUGCCUGUGAGAGAUGGAUAAUGUAUGAUGACAAUACAGUCGAGAUAAUUGGCACUUGGGAGGAUGUCAUUUCUAUCUGCGAAAAAGGGCAUUUACAACCUCAGGUUCUCUUUUAUGAAGCUGCAAUGUAAAGGACAGGCCUAAUUUUCAUAGUUUCAGAAUGGAAAACGAACAACAUAAUUGCUACACGUAAAUAAUGCAUUGCUGCAUAUUUCUGAUCGUCUGGUUCAGUAAUCAGUAAGCCUGUGAUCUUUCAGAAAGUCGAAGAAUGUUUGACGAUUGAAAUACUAUCCUAAUUUUUUUUGCUGGAAAGAUGAUUAGAGAGAAGUUUUACUCGCUGAAGACAUCUAAUACAGCAUCGGUUCUUGGAACAGAGCCUUUUGAAGUCAUACUGGAAAAUUCUUUAAUCAAGGCCAUUGUUCCUGAGACAGUUUCAUACUGGUUUGCAGAUGGUUGACAUCAACCAUCUUUACGUAGUAUAUAGAGCCGUUUACAGGGAAGUUGGAGGAAACACCUGAGUGCAAUAGUCACAAUGGGUUACCACAAUAGGACUAGUUGACUGAUUGGAAUAUUUUUACUAGCUAAACUCUACGAUGUAUAAAUCUUAAAAAGAUUAAUCCAUUGAUUUGCCCCGUUCCUUCAUCCUCACCACCGAAAAACGAGAAUCUUGCUUCCUUCAGGAAAAUAGAACAUUGUAGACGUGAAUGUGGGCAUAAGUUUUUGUAUAGAAGUGUUGAACUUGUGCCAGACUGGAGAAGUGUUGAACGGUAUGAGGAUGUUACUGAUAAAAAAAUCAGUGGACUUCUACAAGUAAUUUGGUCUUUUUGUUGUGUGCAUUGCUCAAAGUAAUCAGAUUUCUAAUAGAAUAUUUUUUGAUCACUGGAUUGGUUGAGGUAAGGAGAAGGUUAGAUGAAAAUCAAACCCAGAAUCUUAACAGAAAAGGUAGUAUUUUGUCCAACUGAAAUAAAAUCUGAUUCUGGUUUUGUAUUAAUUUUUGAAGUAAAAGAAGAGGAUGUUACCAUCCAUGACCUUCGUAUUCCACUGUUUGUACUUUUCUUUUUCUGAAAUUAGUUUUAUUGAGCACAAAAAUCUUUUUCUAAUAUGGCUUUAAGAAUAGAGAGAAUGGCACUUAAGACGAGAUAGGUUUCAAUUUGCGAAACUUUUAUAAAAAGAUUGAAAGAA